CUUAGUGGGAAAACCUAAUUAGGGUACACAGCAACGCUGCUUGAUUUUUGGCAUAAUGGAUUUCAAGAAUCAUGCUCCGCCGCAGCUCACGGUGGAGGCAGAAGCGCAGCUCCAAGAAGGCAUCAAUCUAGUGCUGUCUCGAUGGGCCUCUCUCCAGAUGGCCGUCGCAAACGAGUGGGGAGGCCGCGGAUCUCAUCAGAAAUCCCAAGAGCUUUCUGAACGCAUCUUCUCAUUCUUCACUCAAUCCAAGGAACAGGUAUAUAUUGACGAUUUAGAGGAAAUUCUUGACGAAUUCAUGCUUUCGGAUUUCAAUACCGAGGUCGGAGAUGGAAGCAUCGAGGAGGUAGCCGAAAAGAUGAUGAUUAUGCACGAGGAAUGUACGGAAGGUAAUUUCGAAUCGAUUAAUGAACUGAAGCGGACAAAUCCUGGGAAUUCCGCUGUUAAUUAUAGCAGACAGGCUGCUAGUGAUGAUGAAGAUGAUGAUGUUGAGAAUGAUAAGUUGGGCGAUGAUUCAUCUGACAUGGCAGUAGAUGCUUCAGAGGUCCAAGGCCAAAAAGAUAUGAUGGUAGAUGAACCAAGAACAAAUAAUGGCGCUGAAACGGAAGACGGGUGGACAGUAGUGUCCUCAAGGCGUAAAAAUGGUAGAAGGAAUUGAUUCAAAAUUUCAACAGCCCAAUUUUGUAUUAUGCAUUUUCAGUUUGCGCAGUUGUGAUGUGUUUUAUGUUAUAAUUUUGAGUUGAUGCCUGGAAUACCACACUGCAAAAAUGGUGUCUUUUUGCUAUAUCUCUACUUUGUUAGUUAUAUAGAAGUUGACAAUUCCAGUGGCAUUUCUUGUUCUCUAUUAUUCUCAUAUUCCUAUUUAAAAAAGGGUUAAUUUAUGUGUUGAUUAGCUUA
Messenger RNA from Ipomoea triloba (trilobed morning glory), 894 nucleotides. RefSeq names its product pre-rRNA-processing protein TSR2-like. The coding region runs from base 56 to 655 and encodes 199 amino acids. Lineage: Eukaryota; Viridiplantae; Streptophyta; Magnoliopsida; Solanales; Convolvulaceae. The record is from RefSeq and is a predicted model, not a curated record. The transcript has a single exon. Gene Ontology annotation, cellular component: nucleus. Gene Ontology annotation, biological process: maturation of SSU-rRNA from tricistronic rRNA transcript (SSU-rRNA, 5.8S rRNA, LSU-rRNA).